AUGAAGGCUGAAGUGUAUCUUGAAAAAAUGCUGCACAGUCCCCCUGAAGAGAUUGAAGUGCAAAUGAGAUGGGGAAAUCGUUACGGGGGAGGCUCGAAAGACAAUCCAUACCUGAAAGACACACCGCGCUUCAAUACGUACACAGAAACUAUCCAUCCACAAAAGAUUUGCAAGGGGCUGAUGGAGAUAAGAGAGCAAUUGCUUUCGGAAUGGGUGAAUGACCUAGCUAUCGUCCAGCAUGAGGAUCAUUUGUUCUGGAUCCAGGUUCACGAGGAAGAGGAACUUCAGAGGGCAGAGAAUAUCACAAGCAGAAAGAAGACAUCUGAGACGGGACAUGAAGAUGGGGACAUGACUGAUCUUGUGCUGAUUGGGACCAGGGGAGAUUAUGAGUCUUCUCCGUUGCGAGGCCGAAAUUUUGAUGUUCUAAAGAGGCUGAGCACGUAUAUUGCUGUGAAGAAGUUAUUGGGCAGAAAAGGGGAUGGAAAUUCCGAAAGCAAUCUCAAGUGGCUGGGGAAGGUUUGGGAUGAGGAAUACAAACAGAUGUUCGAAACGAACAGCGAUCGCUACGUUUCUGAGAUGUUUUUGAACACACUUGCGCGGAAGCCAUCGAUGGCAGUUCCUGACGGGGAAUCUCUAAUGUUGGUAGAGCCCAGGCAUGUGGUGGAGCAGGUGAAGUCCGAGGCUCCUGCAAUGCAACGAAACUGA
Guillardia theta CCMP2712 is the source of this 705-nucleotide messenger RNA. RefSeq lists its product as hypothetical. The transcript has 8 exons. Bases 1 to 705 code for a protein of 234 amino acids. Lineage: Eukaryota; Cryptophyceae; Pyrenomonadales; Geminigeraceae. The record is from RefSeq and is a predicted model, not a curated record.